Macroventuria anomochaeta is the source of this 5028-nucleotide messenger RNA. RefSeq lists its product as uncharacterized. Bases 123 to 4904 code for a protein of 1593 amino acids. The transcript has 2 exons. The record is from RefSeq and is a predicted model, not a curated record. NCBI's taxonomy places the organism in Eukaryota, Fungi, Ascomycota, Dothideomycetes, Pleosporales, Didymellaceae.
AGCAGAUGCCUGUUACCCCACACUUUUGCUGUGUUCUGUUCUGAUCUUCGUCCCUUGCUGUGUUCGCUCUCCGCUUCUGGUCGGCCGGUGGGACUCUCUAACUCCACAUCCUCGUAGACAGCAUGCAGAACUACGGCCAAUCUGUGUAUGAGAGGCCUGGCAGCACAACGAGCUUUGCAGGACAGCCGCCGCCUCCAGUACCGCCAUAUCAUCAGCAGCAAUGGGGUCAGCAGCUGCCUCAGCACCAGCAGCAACAGGCGGCCCCUGGUUACAACCCUGGAACAUAUGGGGUAAUGCCUGGUGGCUACGCCCAGGGCUCGCAGUACCCGCCAACAACACAGUCGUCAGAUCCCUACGCACCUCAGCCACAUAACGAUGUACCUCCUCCACCACCGCCCAAACCCCAUAGCUUCGCGGCUGCGGUUCAUAAACAGAACGAGCAGAGCGUUCAAUAUGCUCAGAGCCCGCAGAAUACUCAGAGCUGGCAACAGCCGCAGCAGCCGCAACAGUCGAAUACAAGCAUUGCGCCGCAAGCACAGCAUGUAGGCUACCCUGUGUACAACAACGCUGCACCUCCACUGCCUUCUGGCCCUGCUGGCUCAUACUUCCCUCCGUCGCAAGGAGGUCGGCCUGGCUCGAUAUAUGGCGCAGACCAGGUUGGCGCUGCACCCUCCCCAGUGAACCAGCGUCCUGCCAGUACGGUUAUGAGUCCCAACGAGCAGGCUCCAGCAUACAUACCGCCAUCACUUUCUGGACAGGGGGUACAGGCGUAUAUGCCAUCGAAUACAAACCCCAUGCCUGGCGUAUACGUACCUCCUCCACCAGACGUCCCAGCCUGGCAACAGGCCCAGCAUGCACCUUUGCAAGGCGGUAACAAGAGGUUCACAUAUACCAGACCGACGGUGGAUCCCAGCUCUUACGCACAGGGCCACCAAGGGGUGCAGCCAAUGCAACAACAACCGCCGCCUCUGCCAUCGCGGCAUGAUCAGGCUGGUUUGCCUUCGCUACAGCAACCUUACGGACAGCCGCCGCAGUACCCAUCUCAGAGCCAUGCGCCGCAACAGCAGCAGCCGCCGCCGCCGCAACCUCCACCAAUUCAUGGCCAGUUCACACAACAGCAGCAACAACCUCAAGCUCCAGCUCACUUUGGGCAGCUUGGGCAACCCGUCCAACCUCUCCAACAGCAGUACAGUCAGCCUUCGGUGCCACAGACCUACAUUCAGCAACAAGCGGCGCAACUGGAGCAGUAUGCGCAAAGGCACCAACAUCAGCAAACACACCAGCAGAUGCAGAGUCCUGUACAGUCACAACCCCAAUGGCAGGCGCCAGGACCGGCACAAAGUGUCUAUACGCAGCAGCAUCAGGAUACCAGUCAGCCGGCAUACGGGUACCAACAGCAACAGCAACAGCAACAGCAACAGCAACAACAACCACCACAGCAACAGCAACAACAACAACCACCACAGCAACAAUGGCAACCGUCAAAUCAACCGCAACAGCCUCCUCUGGGACAACAGUGUCACCCUGCACCAGAGCAGGCCAUGCAGGCACCGAAACCCAUUGACCGCACCGAUACUACACCACCGAAUCUCGUAAAUCAACCGAGUCCCCAGAGCCAAUUCGUGUCUCCUGUUACCAGUCAACAUGCCUCGAGCUUUGCACCGGGCCACCCAACAUCUGCGCGCACUGAUUCAGUAAGUUCGAUCGCGCUGGCCAACUUGCAUUCGCAGCGUGCAGCGGACCGGACAGCUUCGCCCAAACCUCCUUCUUUCAAAAAUCCUACGCCACCCCCACCUCGAGAUGAUGCAUCGAGGUUCAGUGCCUUAGGCACUGGCGGUCCCUCAGAUUGGGAGACUUUUGGCGCAGGGGAUGAGAUUGAUGAUGAGGCCCUGUUCGCGAAGAAGCCUAGGCCAGUACAGUUGGAUAGUGUUGAGCUGCCCGCUCAUCAGCCCUCGCCUCCUUCUACGCAGGGCUGGCCAAGUCCUGCUAACCCACCUGCUCCUACAACUCGAAAUGACGCACAUGACACCUACCAGCCGACGCCUCCAACCACCACAGUCAGUCCUGUUCACAGAGCACCUUCCCCCAGAACCCCUCAGCAAAGCUUUUUCGCAAAAGACGCGCUCGUCGCGCCCGUGCGAGCCUCACUCAAGCCACUCCAAAAGCACGAAGUGUCUCAAGAUGCCCGUCACGGUUUUGUGAUGGGUGAGGUACUGUGGGACGUACCAAACUCACCAAAACAGAUAGACAAUACAUCGCAACAAGCACAACUCGAGGGACCUGGCGCAGUCAGUGGUGGACCGCAGGGUUUCGAGAUUCCCGCGCCUAUACAAGUGCCCCCUCCUAUCCAGAUACCUGCAAUCAACACGCUGGAGCCGUCUGUGGAAACACCACGGCAGAAGAGACCUGGCGCAACACGUUUCUUCUCUGAUGUUGGUACAACAUGGGGCCUGUCUCCCAAAGACAAGGAUCAGAACCGCGCAUCUGACCCAUGGGGCUCUAAAGAAGACAGCGAUCUUCCAGCCAAGCUGCAAGCGAAGGACGAGGAGUUAUGGCGCCUUCGCAGAGAGUGCAAGACCGAGAUGGAGAGGGUACAGGCCGAUAUCGAGGCCGGAAAAGCCGAAUUCUUGGCUGAAAUCGACCGCUUGAAGGCUGACAAGGAGGCAGCCAGAGCGCUUGCAGAUAAGCAGAGUCUCCAACUGGACCAGCAGAUCGAGGCCAUGAAAGCUGCUGCAGAGCAGGCAAAGAUCGAUGCUGAUGUUCUGAGAAAGGAGAAUAACUUAACCAUUGAGAGAAUCAAAGAAGACAUAGAGGGAAAAGAAGACACGAUCAAAGAGCGCGAUGCAACGAUCGUAGAUCUUCGACAACAGCUUGACGACCUUCGCAGGCAGCUGGAAGAAGAGAGGAUGAAGGAACUGCCGGCACCUUCCGAACCCACAGCUCUGGAUAUGAUCCCGGAUUUGGAUCCUUGGUACGCCAGCUCUCUCGAACGUUACAUCGCCAUGCUUCGUGGCGAAGCGAAUGAACCACAAGUCGAGGACAAAAUCAAGACCUUCAAGGCUUUCUUGAAAGCUGAAUCUGCCAUCAGAGGCAUUGAAUAUCACGAUACUGCACCAGCUGUUCCAGUGGUUGAGCAUCCGGUUCCUAGUGAAACAGUUCAACCUGUUGGUGCCCAGAGCACAUCUGGUGCAGCGGCAGAGAAGCGCAAUCUCAAUGUCACCCUACCACAAGAAUCGCCUGAUGAUGACGAUUAUGAGUACAGUCCCGGUGGCCGACCUCUUCUGAAACGUCCUACGGUUCCGGUCGAAGACAGCAAUUCAACGCACGCGCCGUUCGUACCUUCCUCGCAAUCAACAGCCAUCCUGACCCCAGCAAGCUCGGUUCACGAUGAUUCGACACCCCUUCAGUCUCCACCCGAUGAACCGCCACAGCUGCAAUACAAGGCCUACGUGCCACCCAUCAUGUCAACAGACGCUAUGUCAUCUCUCGCUCAACGAAAAGCGACGGGCCCUUCAGUCCUGCCAAACGUUACUUCCCCUAUUGGCUCUGGAAAGAACCACGACGAAAUAUUCUUCGGGGCUCAAGAGACAAGCGGAACUCGAGCGGGUCACAGACCUACAAGCAGUGACGAUACAGGUGGUGUGCCUGUUGUGGCUCCACUGAAUUUUGCAUCGAGCCGUCCUGUCUCCAUGUCAGUACCACCAAAAGUCAAUGCGCUCAACGCACUCAGCAGUCUCCUACCAGAUCAAGUCAAACCUGCUGCAUCGAGUCCUGUUCUCGAAAAAUUACGAGCGGAAGCUGCGACUAUAAAGUCUGACUCAAAGAAUGUCGAGGAGCUUACGAAGUCAUGGGAGAAGUCAGCGUCACUAACACGCAAGAAGAAUGCUGAUGCACGUCGAAAACGCGCAGAUGAAAGUGAAGCCCACAACGACGAUCUCUUCAACUCCAACGAGAUCUCCUACGCUGAACUGAAGGAUCUCGAGGCUGAGUUGAAAGACAAGGAGAGCAAACUGAAGGCUCAGGAAGAUCAAGAUGAGUGCAAGAGCUAUGUCGAGACGGUCUUUGACAGAGUGUACAACGAGUUUCAGGCUGACAUCACCGCACUUGACGACCUGUCCAUCAAGGCCGAAACGUUGCUUCAGACCUCGGUCUCUGGAGUCAAGAGCCUUGGCGACGGUGACGCGCCGACUACGAAAGCCUGCCUUGAGCUUCUCGUAGACUUGCACGCGCAGAUCGAGAAGACCCAUGAACAGGUUGUGCAGGCCGUGGCUGAGCGAGACAAGCGAUACAAGAAGACCGAGACCCAGCCGUUGUACACCGCCGGCAACAUCGCCAAGAUGAAGUUGGUCGAGAGGCACUUUGAGCAAGCCGAGAAACAAGCUAUCCACCGGGCGAAGAACGAAAAGGCAGAGCGCAUGAGCCAGCUCGUCAAGGUCGCCGAAGAGGCCGCCGUUAGCGCCGUAAGCACCGAACAAAGUGAUCGCAGUCGCAUCAUUGCUGCGAUCCGUGACCUCAAAGAUGGCGACGAGGCUUCGGACAUCUUGAGCCGAGCAAACGGGACGCUCAACCUUCUCCACGAAUCAUCGAAGUUGCUUCUGGCCAUAUUCAACCGUCUGGAGAUCGGGCUCAAUACUGCGGAAGUCGAUGCUGAUGUUGCACAAGCACGUGUGGAGGGCGCACCUGAGUCUAAAGUGCAAGACCUGCAAUCUGGGACGAACGCAAGGGAGACGGAGCUGAAGGAGGAGUUCACGAGGCGGAUUGGUGUGCUUGAUCAAGAUCGGGAGGAGUUCGUGCAGCUGAUCAGAGAGAAGGGAGGUAGUGUAGAAACCAGCGACGAGCAAGAGAGGGAGAAGAGGCUUAAGAUGGCGCUUGACCAGGCCAAGAGAAGGAACGGCCAUGCAUAAGUACAAUUGUAUACACGUGUCACGGUAUCGAGGUCUUGAGCAAGUGUUCUUAGAAGGUUUGGAGGCUUUUCGCUAUUCCGGGACGGCUAUGCAUGUUUGUAGUUCACACACAUUUCAGCACGAC